Messenger RNA from Penicillium verhagenii, 738 nucleotides. It is a transcript of the gene eb1, whose product is annotated as microtubule-binding protein BIM1. Gene Ontology annotation, cellular component: microtubule plus-end; spindle midzone; microtubule organizing center. Gene Ontology annotation, biological process: spindle assembly; protein localization to microtubule plus-end; regulation of microtubule polymerization or depolymerization. The coding region runs from base 1 to 738 and encodes 245 amino acids. Gene Ontology annotation, molecular function: microtubule plus-end binding. The record is from RefSeq and is a predicted model, not a curated record. NCBI's taxonomy places the organism in Eukaryota, Fungi, Ascomycota, Eurotiomycetes, Eurotiales, Aspergillaceae. The transcript has 6 exons.
AUGGGUGAAUCCAGACAAGAGCUCCUGGCUUGGUUGAACAACCUCCUCCAGUUGAACAUCACCAAGAUCGAACAAUGCGGAACCGGUGCUGCGCUAUGCCAGAUUUUUGAUUCGAUCUUCAUGGAUGUGCCCAUGUCGCGUGUCAAGUUCAACGUCAAUUCCGAAUACGCUUACCUGCAGAACUUCAAGGUGCUCCAGAAUGUUUUCGCCCGCCACAGCGUUGACAAGCCCAUCCCCGUCCAAUCUCUCAGCAAAUGCCGCAUGCAAGAUAACCUGGAGUUCCUCCAGUGGGUGAAGAAAUACUGGGACCAGCACUACCCUGGUGGUGAUUACGAUGCUGUUGGCCGCCGGAAGGCCUCUGGUGCUCCCGUUGGUGGUGCCCCAGCUUCUUCACGCGCCCCCUCAGCGGGUUCGCGCCGCGGAGCUACCCCGGUCUCAUCUGCUGCUCGUCCCCGGGUUGCCACUUCAACUGCCCCCCAAACUGCGGCCCUGAACCAGGAGAUUGCCACCCAGAAGGAAGCCAUUGCUGGUCUUGAGAAGGAGCGGGACUUCUACUUUUCUAAGCUGCGCGACAUUGAGUUGCUGCUCCAGACCGCCAUUGAGGCCGACCCUGAGCUUGAGAAGGAAGAGGAUACACUGGUGAAGCACAUCCAGGGUAUUCUGUACUCGACCGAGGAUGGAUUCGAGAUCCCAGCCGAAGCGGACGAGGAGACUCACGAGGAUUUGGAGACAUUCUAA